Caenorhabditis bovis is the source of this 1611-nucleotide messenger RNA. The record is from the annotation of a GenBank genome assembly. Lineage: Eukaryota; Metazoa; Nematoda; Chromadorea; Rhabditida; Rhabditidae.
AUGAAGAGUUCAAAUAUAUCCGAAGCCCAGAAGGCUGGUAGCGAGGGCAGUUCUCUGAAAUCAAUAUGUUCAAUUUGUUGGGAGAAAAGCGAUGGUCAGCAUUUUGGAACAGAGGCUUGCAGAGCAUGUGCGGCGUUUUUUCGCCGCAGCGUUUCUCUGGAAAAGAAAUAUGUCUGUCAAGGGGUUGGACUGUGCGAAAUGAAAGCAAAUAUAAGGUGCGCAUGUAGAGCUUGCAGAUUCAAGAAAUGCUUGGAAGCCGGAAUGAAUCCAAUUUGUGUGCAGACAAAAAGAGAUAUUUUGGGAAAGCGAGGUAAACAAUUCGAUCAUAACAUAAAAUCCCAAGUGAAUAAUGUGUUGGUUAAUAUGGAUUCUACUACGCACAAAGCUUCCAAUAAACAUGCUGAAAAAAUGUUUGAUGUAAUUCCUCUUCUUGAGAGAUUGCGAAAGAACUAUUCUAAAAUGGAUAAUAUGAGACUGAUUGUGCACAGAGAGGACGAUGUCAAUAUCCAUGGGCAGCGAAUGCCCAGAAGUAUUAACUACAAAGAAGCCAGAGAAAUGUUGAACCGUGAAAUAUCUCUUGUAUGCGAUUGGGUUUGUUGGUGUUUUGACGACUUCUGCAGUCUUGAUAACGCCCAAAAGAAGUGUUUGCUGCAAAACUUUUUUAUAUCUUUUACUCUACUUGAAAGCGCUUAUUUAUGUCAUAUCAAUGGAAGAUCAGACGUAGUGAUUUUGCCGUCAGGAGAUUAUAUUGAUAUCGACCAUGCGGAACAAUUUUACGCUGGAAUUCAAAUGGAACAGAGCUCGAUGAGUGCGAAUGAGGUGGUAAAAAUAUUAAAACCAUCGUUGGAAUUAUAUCGACAUUGUUUGGUUCGGCCGAUUAUGCACGAACGAAUAGAUGUUUAUGAAUUCUUUGCACUUUGCUCCCUUGUGCUUUGGGAUUUUGGUGUCGAAGGCCAAUCGGAAGAGUGCAAUGUAGUAUCAAGAAACAUUCGAGAAAAGAUCAUUAAGGAAAUUUCAUCGUAUUAUACGAUCAUCAAUGAGCACUCUGAUCCAACACUUCGAAUGGCUCAAAUUAUGUGCAUUCUACCUUCAUUGCAACGAGUAGCGCGCAAGUUCAAUGAGGAUGCUGGAAUAACAGUGUUCACCGAUGACGCGAAACCAAUUAAUAACAAUCGAGUUUAUCCCGGAAAGGAGGCAAAAGUGAUACCGCCCGAACAAAUUGUUGUCACAUCUCAACGAUUUGAGCCUUUCAAAAUCCCAAGCGGUCCGGUUCUUAUCAUGAAAAACCGGCCGAAUGUCAAAGAGCCGACAGGCAUUCGUAAUACGUUAUACGCCCAGAAGUUCCACCCGAUUCACGCUCGAGAGAAAACGACGAUUCCAAGAGAAGUUCCAAAUGUUCAAGAACCGGAAAUGACUGCAUUAGAAAUGCACAAUUGGAUUCAAAGCCUCAAUCAUCCAACUGCUCCCAAGCAGCGGAAAGAAGUUCUCUACGUCGAAAGAUUCAAAGCGCAGUUUGUAAGGACCUACUACACGGACGGCGAUGUCGAAGAGAAGAUGCUGGUCAAUUUCGGAGAUCCGCAAACCUAUCGCAAAUCAUUUAAGUAUCAAUAA